Mastomys coucha (southern multimammate mouse) is the source of this 1657-nucleotide messenger RNA. It is a transcript of the gene Rnls, whose product is annotated as renalase, FAD dependent amine oxidase. The transcript is spliced from 7 exons. The record is from RefSeq and is a predicted model, not a curated record. Gene Ontology annotation, cellular component: extracellular region. Lineage: Eukaryota; Metazoa; Chordata; Mammalia; Rodentia; Muridae. Gene Ontology annotation, molecular function: oxidoreductase activity, acting on NAD(P)H. The coding region runs from base 249 to 1277 and encodes 342 amino acids.
CUGUGACUUCCUGAUUUUCCUCCAGGGGCCGAUGGGAUUGGGGCUCACCCGGUAGGGCAAGCUCCUCCGUGGAGGCCAGGGCGGACCGUCGCCUGGGCCUCAGUCACCCCUGCGGGGUUCCCCGCGCUCUCAGGAGCAGACAGACGUCCCGCCCAGCGCACCGCCCUGACCCUCGCGGGGACACAGUGGCAGAGUGGGCAGGCGCCGCUCCGAGCCUCUGCCAGCGGUCCAGCCGAAGGCCCGCCGCCAUGGCCCGGGUACUGGUCGUAGGCGCCGGGCUAACCGGAAGUCUCUGUGCGGCGCUGCUGAGGAAGGAAACCACCACCCUGGUGUACCUCGCCCUGUGGGACAAGGCUGGGGACGCAGGGGGAAGAAUGAUUACUGCCAGCAGUCCUCAUAAUCCCCGAUGCACAGCUGACUUGGGAGCUCAGUACAUUACCUGCUCUUCUCAUUAUGCCAAAGAGCACCAACAUUUUUAUGAGGAGCUGUUAGCUCAUGGAAUUUUGAAGCCUCUGACAGCUCCAAUUGAAGGAAUGAAGGGGAAGGACGGAGAUUCCAACUUUGUGGCGCCUCAAGGAUUGUCUUCCAUUAUCAAGUACUACUUAAAAAAAUCAGGAGCUGAAGUCUUCCUCAAGAAGUGUGUGACUCAGAUCAACCUGAAAGAUAACAAGUGGGAAGUCUCCACGGACAAAGGCUGCGCAGAGCAGUUUGACCUUGUCAUCCUCACCAUGCCAACUCCUGAGAUUCUGGGACUUCAAGGUGACAUCGUGAACUUAAUUAGUGAACGCCAGAGGGAGCAACUGACAUCGGUGAGCUACUCCUGUCGCUAUGCUCUGGGCCUCUUUUAUGAAGCAGGCAUGAAGAUUAAUGUCCCUUGGUCGUGCCGGUUCUUCAGCAGUAACCACUGCAUAUGCUUCAUCUCCAUUGAUCAUAAGAAGCGCAAUAUAGAGUCAUCGGAAUGUGGUCCAUCCCUGGUGGUCCAUACCACUGUCCCAUUUGGAGUUCAACACCUUGAGGACAGUGAGGAAGAUGUACAGAAGUUAGUGACCCAGCAACUGGAAAUCGUUCUGCCGGGUUUGCCGAAGCCGAUUGCUACCAAAUGCCACAGGUGGAGAUAUUCACAGGUUACGAACUCAGUUUCCAACAGACCUGGCCAGAUGACGCUCCAUCUCAAGCCUUUCCUGGUGUGUGGAGGGGAUGGGUUCACUCACUCCAACUUCGAUGGCUGCAUCGCCUCUGCCAUGAGUAUUGUGAAAGUUUUAAAGCGUUAUAUUUAGUGUCUGUGUUCUUGUUUUCUACAUUUAUUUUAGGAUUUUUCUUUUGACAAUCCCCUGUUAUUGAUUGUUCUAUUUUCCUUUCUGUGAAGAGAAAUUACUUUAGAAAAUAUCCUCACUUACUGUCAUUUUAAUAUGAAAUAUAAAAACAAUGUUAUAAUUUUGAUAGCUACCACCCAUUGUAAAAUGAUAAUUUCUUAGACUGUAGUUCUUCAUCACUUUUUUCACUUUUCAUUACUAAUCCUUAUUGGAGCAAAAUAGUGCUUAUAAGUCACAAAUAACCCAGCCCCAGAAUUCUACUAAACCAAAGUUCUCAUUCAUUGGAAAAGCUUUACUGUCCUUUUGAAAACUUCAGUUCUGAAUAAACAACAAUCACGACCAAA